AUGCGUCUUUCUCUUGCUAGCAUGCUUGCCUUCUACGCCGGGAGCACCGUGGCGGCCCCGGCACAAGGCUAUCACCAACCUGCCUCGAAAGGGUUCCGCAUGCAACACGGUCAAGAGACUGUCUUAGUGCAGCCUUUUGGCUAUGAUGGCUUUCGAGUGCGUGCCUGGCCUUUUCGCCCCCCAACGGGGCAUGAGGUCUGCUUCGUCUACGACCCUCCACUUGAAGGGCCCGAGAAUGGCGAGGCGCAUGGUAUGAGCUUCGAUACCGCCUUCAAUGGCAAUCAAUCCGAGGAGAUUCGCAAUGGCAACAUGAUUGUGCGCACGUCUGGCUGGGGUGGCAAUCCUGGUGGAUAUCGCCUGGCAUUUUACAGAGUGGAAACCGACGGCUCGGAAACCUUGCUCACAAACGAGUAUGCGCCGCUCAAAUCCAUCAAUCCAAGAUACUACUCGUGGACCGGCCCCGGAAGCGAGUUUGCCGCAGAGUUCUCCUUCAGUACAACACCCAACGAGCAAAUAUAUGGGACGGGGACCCAGCAGGAUCAUCUCGUUAAUAAAAAGGGAAUGACCACCGACCUUAUCAACUUCAAUACACAUAUUCCGACCCCAGUCUUUAUGAGUAACAGAGGCUAUGGCUUUGUAUGGAAUAUGCCUUCGACCGGUCGAAUGGAAUUUGGGCCGCUGCGCAACAAAUUCACUACAGAUGCAGCUACAGUGGUUGACUAUGUGAUAACAGCUUCAUCGAAACCCGGUGACUAUGACACGCUACAGCAACGGCUUUCCGCCAUUACCGGAAGAGGGCCCGUACCACCAGACUGGUCACUAGGCUAUAUCCAAUCGAAGCUACGUUAUGAAAACCAAAGCGAGGUGAUUCUUCUUGCGGAAGAAUUCAACAAACGUCAGAUUCCAGUGUCGUUGAUUGUUAUCGAUUACCAGUCGUGGGCUCACCAGGGUGACUGGGCCCUCGACCCACGUCUAUGGCCAGAAGUGGCUGAAAUGUCGCAAAAAGUCAAGCAGCUGACGAAUGCCGAAAUGAUGGCAUCUCUAUGGCCUAGCGUGUCGGAUAAUAGCGUCAACUAUCUAGACAUGAUGGCGCAAGGAUUCCUGUCUGCUACUCGAUCUGGCCCCGGAACGACUGACUCGUGGAAUGGGUCCUACAUUCGCAAUUACGAUUCGACGAACCCAGGUGCGCGGUCCUUUUUGUGGGAUAACUUGAAGAAACAUUACUUCGACAAGGGCAUCAAAAACUUCUGGAUUGAUCAGGCUGAUGGAGGAUCUCUCGGCGAGGCCUUCGAAAAUAAUGGCCAGAGCAGCUAUAUUGAAUCCAUCCCGUUUGCUCUUCCAGAAGUGCUAUAUGCCGCCGGUACACAAAGCAGCGUCGGCAAGCUUUACCCAUGGGCCCAUCAGCAAGCAAUCGAAGAGGGUCUUCGGAAUGUGACGUCCACCAAGAUGGGAGCUCCUUGUGAUUAUCUAUCGCUCAGUCGCUCGGGCUAUAUCGGUUCUCAGAGAUUCUGCAGUAUGAUCUGGUCAGGGGACACGACUGCCGUCUGGGAAACUCUCAGUGCACAGGUUGCCAGCGGUUUAUCCGCAGCUGCAACCGGCUGGGGUUGGUGGACUUUGGACGCUGGUGGGUUUCAAGCGGAUCCAACAGUGCCUUGGAGCGCCAAUAUCGACACCCCUGAAUAUCGCGAACUUUAUGUUCGAUGGCUACAGUGGACGACCUUUCUGCCGUUUAUGCGCACACAUGGUUCAAGGGCAUGCGACACCAAGGAUGCCUACACAUGUGCCAAUGAGCCGUGGUCGUAUGGUGCAGAGAACACCCCGAUCAUCGUCUCUUAUAUCAGUCUUCGCUACCAAUUGUCUUCAUACAUCCGUCAGGUCUUUUCUCAAUUCCAUAAGACCGGUCGUAUGAUAAUGCGCCCGCUCUACAUGGAUUUCGAAAUUUCAGACCCCCAGAUUUCCACGUGGACCCAAGAGAACAGCAACAUUACAACCCAACAGUACAUGUUCGGUCCGCGGCUCUUGGUCACGCCAGUCACCAAGCCAAAUGUGACCGAGUGGUCUGUUUACCUGCCACAGACACCCGGCGACGAGGUGAAGCCGUGGACGUACUGGUGGACCAACCAGACCUAUGCAGGGGGACAGGCAGUCACUGUGGAUGCCCCGGUCUAUCAUAUUCCGCUUUUCCACCUCGGACCCCGGUCGGAGAUUCUGACUGGCACAGUAUUUGCCUGA
Molecule: messenger RNA, 2232 nt
Organism: Penicillium cinerascens
Lineage: Eukaryota; Fungi; Ascomycota; Eurotiomycetes; Eurotiales; Aspergillaceae
Exons: 1
Coding region: 1-2232 (743 amino acids)
Biological process (GO): carbohydrate metabolic process
Molecular function (GO): carbohydrate binding; hydrolase activity, hydrolyzing O-glycosyl compounds
Source: RefSeq, a predicted model, not a curated record